AUAGAGAACUUUAUAUAAAUUCAAAUGAAUGGGUCUCUAGUCAGUCACGUGGAUACAACAAGAAACUGAUUCAUUUGCUCCACAACGUUCUCCUGUAGAACAAGCCCCCCAUUUUAUUCAAGUGUCUCCCAUCAACAUGAUGUAAUUUGAUGCUGUGGAGAGCUUUCCAAGGAUGCCUGCAUGGUGUAGUGCUCAAAGCCUAUUGUUUAGACACAUUGCAAGAUGACAACACAAUGCGUUUCCCACUGGUCACCAGGUUUUGCAGUGGUCUUCUGAACUUCUCCAUCACAAACAACAUUCAAUUCUUUGUUCUAAAGCACUUUCUGUAUUCCAGUUGGUUCCGCAUUAGCAGCAUUCAAUAUCGCUGUCCAUGGCACAAGUAGUGUCCUUCACAUUUGUCACAGAACAAGGAGAACAGGUUCUUCCACACCGGCACUAAAGGCGUGCUUUCUUUACAAAAGGGAGAGAGGGGUGAUCCGUGUAGCGGUGGCAGGAGAGAGUAACCAGAGACAUUCCCAGGGGUUUUCCUGGCCGUAGUCUGGCAGCAGGUCCGUGGGAGUGAAGGAAGAGAUGUUUAACUGCUGAUGGGUAAUUUGGAGCUCUCCUCAACGGCAUUAGGGGGAAAUCAAAUAUAUGUGCAGUGACUGGAAGAAAAGAGAGCUACGGCAGCAAGUUUUCCUCAGAGAUUCCAGUGGAGCCAUUUGAACCAGUAACCAAUGGCAACAGUCCAGGCCCUGUCCUUGAACCAGGACCCGAGCAAAAGCAUCUGUGCCGUUUAUCCGACUUCCUCUUUGGCAUCAGGUCGCUGCGUCAUGGGAAGCGUAGGCAGCCUAAUCGAGAAACCAGACGUGUCACCAACCAAGAGCAAUAGAGCAGUUCCACAAGUAUCAGGACGUCAUAACCAUGGCCUGCUCAAGAAGGGUUUUAACCAGAGAGAGCUGCUUAACUAUCUGAACAUCACCAAGAAGGAAGCGAAGGGCAGCAAACACAUCAUCUCUGGCACAUCCUCCAUCAAGAGAGAGCACAGGAGCGAGGAGAACGACAUCUACACCAAGGUCUACCAUCGAGAUGGAAAAGAGCUUGAUUUGGGAAAGAACUCACUUCCCAUAGGUGGCAAGUUUGAUAAGCCACGUUUCAGACCUUCCGCCUUUAAACCGGUCACCCCCAAAAACUUCAGCUCCAUGCAAAACCUCUACCCUUCCAAGUCGGAGGAGCUAGAGAGCGGCUUAACCAACAGCAUGCAUCCAUCCUAUGCCAAAGCAGCGCCCAAAUCGCUGUCCACCUCUUCCUCGUCCUCCUCCCCUUCACGGCCAGGCAUGAGCACCAGAAAAGGAGUUCUAGCAGCGGCAGCCCGGGGCCACAGCCAGGAAGAGGAGAACACGUCCGACUCGGGACACAACUCCAUGAACAGCCUGCCGCCCUAUCGGCCGCCGUUCCGCCCUCACUUGGGACAAAUCAGCGCCUCUAUGGGUCACAUCAAUCACAUCGGCUCACUGGAUCGCAGUUCGCUGGGCUCCAAGGGAGCCGCUUCCACAGUCACGGACGUGUCCUGUCACAGUAUGGCUACGCUGAACCGCCUGCAGUGCUAUGGAAGCGAGGCCCCGCCCCCCUACGAGCUGUCACACUCUAUGGAGGACGUGGUGAGGGACCUGGAGGAACGCCUGCAGGAAAAGGAGCACGAGCUACGUCAGAUGAGGAGGAACUUGGAUGAGAGCGAAGAUGCCAUUGCACAGGUUUUUGAAGGGAAGCAGCGGCUCUGGGAGAAGGAGGUUACAGAAUUGAAAUACCUGUACACUGCCAAACUGCGCCAGGUAUCCCAGCAGUCCCAGCGUUCCCAGCGAAACCUGCAGCUGCAGCUGUAUAAGGUACAGCAGGAAAGCAAACGGCUGCAGGAGGAGCUGGAUUCUGUCAGGCUGGAGUGCCAGACCCUGAAAAGUCAAAGCCCAGCGGGACAAAGCCAGAACAUUAAUCCCCAGCUGGAAGAGACCCAAUGGGAGGUCUGCCAGAAGUCUGGAGAAAUCGCUUUACUGAAGCAACAGUUCCGAGACUCUCAGGCAGAGGUCACACAGAAGCUGAGCGAUAUCUUCCUCUUAAAGACUCAGCUGCACGAGGCACGCAAUCAGAUACAGAGCAAGGACAGCCAGAUCGACAUGCUACAGAUGGCCCUACAGGGCGCCCGCCGGAAAUGCCCCUUGCCUGCUUUUGAGGACACUCGAGUGGAUGCGGGUGAGACUGGAGGAGCCAGUGCCACGGAGGAGCGUCUCAGAGCUGAACUGCUGCUGGAAAGGCGCCAGAACGAGGCGCAGACUUCCGCUUUUGAAAAUGAGAGAAGCACAUGGCAGAACGAGAAGGAGAAGGUGAUACGCUACCAGAAGGAACUGCAGGCCAGCUACCUGGAGAUGUACCACAAGAACGAGGCCUUAGAGAAAGAACUGGCGAUGCUGAGAGGGGGCUGGGCCAGAGCGGAAGAGGGGGGAGCAGGGGGCGGAGGAGAGGAAGCAAAGCCGCCCACCGGUCUGCCCUGGAUAGAGAGGAUUGAGUCCUCUGAAAUCUGACUUGGCAAAUGUUCUUUAGCAUCUGAGAUUAGAUUGAUGACAACAGCUCUGGAUCCUGAGACAAUAAAUAAACAAU
Pimephales promelas (fathead minnow) is the source of this 2631-nucleotide messenger RNA. RefSeq names its product NEDD4 binding protein 3 (gene n4bp3). The record is from RefSeq and is a predicted model, not a curated record. Gene Ontology annotation, cellular component: cytoplasmic vesicle. NCBI's taxonomy places the organism in Eukaryota, Metazoa, Chordata, Actinopteri, Cypriniformes, Leuciscidae.